GCUGUCGAUGAGCGAAUAGGACUUCUAUACGCGUUUCAUUGGUUCCUAUUUGCCAUUCUUCGCCCUCCUUGUCGCUCCCAGGGAGCUCGAGCUGAUCCCUCGGCGUCCUUCGUGGAUCUCGAGGAACGCGAGCUCAUCUUUCGGCGUUCCCGGGAAAUCUGAUGAGAACCGCUGGAGUGGGCGCUUAGAAUCUCGCUCGAACAUUUCGUUCCAUUCAUUCUUCUCGAAGCAGCAUUCGAGCUCUGCACGCUCGACCAGCACGUUGGUGAGUUCACAUCAUGAAUCAAUCGAAGCCAUUGUCAGAGUUGCUGAAGAGCAAGGACGACUCGGAACCGAAGAAGCAAUCUCGUGAAGAGUGGCGACAGCAAAGAGAGCUCGAGGAGGCAAGAAAGCUCGGAAAUGCUCCUGCUGCGGUUGACGAAACCGGAAAAGAUAUCAAUCCACACAUUCCACAAUACAUCUCGACAGUACCAUGGUACGUGGGAAGCAGCGGUCCCACUCUCAAACAUCAGAGACCUCAGCCGGAGAAGCAGGCGAGUUUCUCCUCUAUCCACGAGAGUUACAUCAGAGGAACUUCUACCGCUAGAGCCACCAAAUGGAGAGAAGGAGCAUGUGAGAAUUGCGGGGCGAUGGGCCACAAAAGGAAAGAUUGCUUCGAACUCCCGCGAAGAAUCCCAGCAAAAUUAUCGAACAAAAACAUCGCCUUCGAUGAUGUGGUGCAGCCCUCACUAAACAUGAACUUCGACGGAAAGCGAGACAGAUGGAACGGGUAUGACCCGUCACACUUCAAAGAGGUUGUGGAUGAGUAUCGCCGUGUGGAAGAGGCCAAAAGACUCUUGAAAGAACAGAAAUUGAAAGAAGAGAACGACGUCGGAGCAGGAACCUCGGAGCCCUCAGCCAACAACGAAGACUCCGACGAUGAGGACAAAUACGCGGACAAGAUCGACAUGCCAGGCACGAAAGUCGACUCCAAGCAGCGGAUAACAGUGAGGAAUCUCCGAAUACGAGAAGACACGGCGAAAUAUCUUCGCAACCUCGAUCCUGAUUCAGCUCACUACGAUCCUAAAACUCGAUCGAUGAGGGACAACCCGUACAAGAACACUGGGAAAACGUCGGAUGAAGUGUCUUUCGCCGGAGAGAAUUUCGUGCGUUUCAGUGGUGACACAAAAGAGCUGCUCCAGGCGCAAACUUUCGCCUGGGAAGCCGAUAAGAGCGGGGUCAAUAUCCAUCUUCUCGCUGAACCUACCAAGGCGUCGAUGCUAACCAAGGAGUUCAAAGAGAAAAAGGAGCAAGUUCAACAAACCAUCAAGACGUCAAUUCUGGACAAGUAUGGCGGCGAAGAGCAUCUCAAAGCACCUCCGAAGGAAUUAAUUUUCGCUCAGAGUGAACACUACGUCGAAUACUCCCGGACGGGCCAGAUAAUCAAAGGAGCUGAGCGGAAAAUCAUUCGCUCCAAAUACGAAGAGGAUGUUUUCAUCAACAAUCACACGACCGUUUGGGGCUCCUAUUGGGACAAUUUCAAAUGGGGAUACAAAUGCUGUCAUUCGACCGUUAAGAACAGCUAUUGCACUGGAAGCACGGGCAAGCUCGUUCGCGACAGCGGCUCGGCCCUCAUCAAGCGACCGGAUCGAGACAGCGACAGCCAGCCCAGUCAAGAUUCUGUCUACGAUGACGCAUCAGAAAGGCGAGAACCCGUUGCGGAGUCCUCGCAGGAGCCGACCACCUCCGCAGAUGUUCGGGAAUCCGUUGCGAAAUUGGCUUCGGACGAAGAAGACAAAGAAACUCUUACACAUUCACACACAGCGAUCUCAACGAGUACCCGGAAUUCUAGGAAAGCGAGGCGCAAGGAGAAGAAGCGCAGAAACAAGAAGCACAAGCGCGAGAAGGACACGAAAGAAAAGAAGAUCGUUAAAGCCAUGCGCCAGUUCGACGAAGACCAGAAGCAGGAAACCGAUGAGCGCAAGCGAAAUUACAACUCCAUGUACGAUGGUAAAGCGCCAACGGAAGAAGAGAUGGAAGCCUAUUAUCGUAAGAGGAGUCGUCCAGAUGACCCAAUGGCAGCGUUCUUGGCUCCCGCCCGGGGAGCCGAUAAGAGCGGGGUUAAUAUCCAUCUCCGUGCUGAACCUACCAAGGCGUCCAUGCUAACCAAGGAGUUCGAAGAGAAGAAGGAUCAAGUUCGACACACCAUCAAGACAUCCAUUCUGGUCAAGUAUGGCGAACCAGUCGCGAAGUCCUCGGAGGAGCCGACCACCUCCGCAGAUGUUCGGGAAUCCGUUGCGAAAUCGGCUUCGGACGAAGAAGACAAAGAAAGUGAGAGCAGCGGAGAGUCGGGGGACAGCGAUUCGGACUCGGAAGAAAAGAGACGGUGGAAGAAGCGUCGAGAGGAGAAGGAAGCGAGGCGGAAUGAGAAGAAGCGCAGGAACAAGGAGCACAAGCGCGAGAAGGACACGAAAGAAAAGAAGAUCGCCAAAGCCAUGCGCCAGUUCGACGAAGACCAGAAGCAGGAAACUGAUGAGCGCAAGCGAAAUUACAACUCCAUGUACGAUGCUAAAGCGCCAGAAGAAGAGAUGGAAGCCUAUUGUCCUGAGAGGAGUCGUCCAGGUGAUCCAAUGGCAGCUUUCUUGGGCUCGAAAUAG
Galendromus occidentalis (western predatory mite) is the source of this 2636-nucleotide messenger RNA. RefSeq names its product Pre-mRNA-splicing factor Slu7 (gene Slu7). Gene Ontology annotation, biological process: mRNA splicing, via spliceosome. Gene Ontology annotation, cellular component: spliceosomal complex. The record is from RefSeq and is a predicted model, not a curated record. The transcript has 12 exons. Gene Ontology annotation, molecular function: pre-mRNA 3'-splice site binding; zinc ion binding. Bases 279 to 2636 code for a protein of 785 amino acids. NCBI's taxonomy places the organism in Eukaryota, Metazoa, Arthropoda, Arachnida, Mesostigmata, Phytoseiidae.